AUGCCUCUCACCCUCCAGCUCCGCCGCACCUCCCCUUGGGACCCCCCAACCCCUCUCGACCACCUCCUCACCUCCCCCAUCCAAGGCCUGACUUCGUUUUUCUACCAUCGCAUCCUCCUUCCUCUCCAAGGCACACCAGCCGGAGUGCGAUAUUAUCAUUAUUACUACCCUUCCGUGGUGCACAACCGUGUCUCUUCUCCCAAACCAGACCAUGGGGGUGAUAAAAUCAGGAUUGUGUGUCUCUCGGAUACACAUACCAAUACAUUAAAAGAAGGGGGUAUCCCCGAAGGGGAUGUCCUCAUCCACGCCGGCGAUCUUACUAACGAGGGGACACCCGAAGAAAUUAACGCCCAACUGGACUGGUUGAGGGGACUGCCGCAUCAGUGGAAGGUUGUCGUUGGGGGGAAUCACGAUAGUGGGUUUGACCCUGGGACGGGGGCAACCCACCUCGACCUCUCCUUAGGCUGCCCCUCUCUUCUGCGCGAACUCUGGCGCGUCCGUCCCCGUUUGCACGUCUUCGGACACGUUCACGCCGCCCACGGUACCGAAGUCGUCUGGUAUGAUGCGUGCCAGCGGGAAUAUGAACGACUCAUGCUCCGUCCUGCGAAGGGACUGCUUUGGGACCUGAUCCCUAGCAUGAAGUGGGUCGAAUCACUCUCCGUGGUAUGGUACGGCGUUCUGUCAAUUGUGAGGAGAUGGUUUGGGGGGAGUAGACAGGGAGGGUUGUUGGUAAACGCGGCGGUUAUGUAUCGCGACUCGGGGGUGUUGGGGAACCCUGUUACGGUGGUCGAAUUGGACUGA
Thermochaetoides thermophila DSM 1495 is the source of this 801-nucleotide messenger RNA. RefSeq lists its product as uncharacterized. The record is from RefSeq and is a predicted model, not a curated record. NCBI's taxonomy places the organism in Eukaryota, Fungi, Ascomycota, Sordariomycetes, Sordariales, Chaetomiaceae. The transcript has 2 exons. Gene Ontology annotation, molecular function: hydrolase activity. The coding region runs from base 1 to 801 and encodes 266 amino acids.